This is a messenger RNA of Gamsiella multidivaricata, 906 nucleotides long. RefSeq names its product ribonuclease H-like domain-containing protein. Gene Ontology annotation, biological process: regulation of transcription by RNA polymerase II. Lineage: Eukaryota; Fungi; Mortierellomycota; Mortierellomycetes; Mortierellales; Mortierellaceae. The record is from RefSeq and is a predicted model, not a curated record. The coding region runs from base 1 to 906 and encodes 301 amino acids. Gene Ontology annotation, cellular component: nucleus. The transcript is spliced from 5 exons.
AUGAUCAUCACGGAUAUGCUUCUAUUCACUACACUGGACUCCAGUGUCCUUCGAGAGCUCUUGGGUCAUGCCGAUAGCUGGAGCAGCCGCUCCAACAAGCCUUACUUGGAUAUAACUCUCCACUGGAUUGACAACGACUUCAAUGCACUUGAGUGUACUCUGGAGAUGAUACCACAACCAUAUCCUCAUACAAUAUCUGCCACAGCUCGACUUAUUAGAGGGAUCAUUGGUCCUGCUAAUUGGAACAUCCAGGAAGCCAUUACUUCAGCUACCACAAACAGUGCGCCAGUCAUGCAGAAGACCACCGAGAUCCUUGGCAUGCCUCGUUUCCCUUGCGUCAUGGCCCAGGCAUUACAGCAAGAGCAAGAAUUGAUCAACCGCGAUGUCCCUCCAGUGAUUGUGAUCAUGGGCGUUGUGAUACGAUGGAACAGCACACUGCUGAUGCUCCAGCGGCUCCUGAAACUCAAGGUGACCAUUGAAUCUCUGCAGUUUACGCCAUUUGAAGACAUGACUCUAGUCUUCAGCUCCACUUCGAGUGGUCUUGCUGCUUAUGUUGCACCACGGGUGGUGGGAUUACUGAAUGAACUGGAAAAGGAGGAUAUCCCUCAUUUUGAUGCAUUGAACCAGUUCUGGCUAGAGUUCAUUGCAAAAAUGGAGACACGUCCUCUGAUUUCUGACGCGUAUCUUCUGGCAUCCGCACUCCAUCCAACAUUCAACACCCUGUGGUUUCUGGAGGACGAAGAGCGUUUCAAAUCGAUCAAAGGAAAGCUUCGUGAAGAGUUCAAGCAAGUCGCGCCGAACAGCCCCAAGUGCAACAUGAACAGACACCUGACCAAGAAGAAGGACAAGAUGAUUUAUCUGGGCUAUACAAGCUUCUCAAGCGGCGACAAUAGCAGAAAGAGAUAG